AAUUGAUUAUAGAGUGUUUACAAUAUCUGAGGGAGUGAUUUUUAAUUAAAUGUUAAUGUGCAUGAAAACCGCCUAAGGAGAAAGAUUGAAUUUGAGAUUUCCGUUAGCACCACCAGAGAAUUUGAUUCUACAAUAGACCUGGAGGGGAACCCAGGAAUUUACUUUGGAAAAACCUCCAAGACUCUCAGGUAAUCCUUUAUGAAAGUGGUUUGCCCACUCCAGUUUGAGAAACACCGACUCGACCUAAAAGUCUUUACAAUGCUCAGAUUUUGGAAAUGGUAUUGACCUGCAAGUACCUCAUGAAGUUAUUAAUUUGAACGCGUGGUGGCAGUGCAGGCUAAGAGAGUAAAUCCAAGUUCUGCAGAUUCCGCGGACGCCAUUUCACCGAGAAACCCAAGAAAAAAUACAGAGCGCAUUUAACCUAAAGCCAAGAUAAAAGUGUUCAGAAAGGCAGUCAUCGCUAAAGUAAAAGAACGAAUUCGAAGCAAAGACCUUCAGGACGGUUGAAGGUGGACGUGGUGAUUGGGAGUCCAAAAGGAUUUUUCCUCUGCAAUCACGCAUAACAAUAGAGAUGGCGCAAACAAAAGCCCAUCGCAAGAAAAGGCAAGUGGCGACCUUCAUUGUAUUCAUGCUUUUGUGGGAGGCGGGUUCAGAAUCUAUUCAGUAUUCUGUGUGGGAGGAGACAGAAAGUGGCACAUUUGUUGCCAACUUGACAAAAGACCUGGGACUCAGGAUGGGAGAGCUGGCUGCGCGGGGAGCCCGGGUUGUUUUCAAGGGGAACAGACACCAUUUGCAGUUUGACCCACAGACCUAUGAUUUGCUGCUAAAUGAGAAACUGGACCGGGAGGAGCUGUGUGGCUCCACUGAGCCGUGUGUGCUAGCUUUCCAAGUGUUACUGGAAAAUCCCUUGCAGUUUUUCCAGGCUGCCUUGCGAGUCAGAGAUAUAAAUGACCACGCCCCGGAGUUCCCGGCCAGAGAAAUGCUACUAAAAAUAUCAGAAACUACUGCACCAGGAAAAAUAUUUCCUUUGAAAAUGGCACAGGAUUUAGACGCGGGUAGCAACAGCCUUCAGAGCUACGUACUCAGCUCCAAUUCCCACUUCCACGUUCUCACUCGCAAUCGCAGUGACGGCCGGAAGUUUCCGGAGCUGGUGCUGGACAAAGCGCUGGACCGCGAGGAGCAGCCAGAGCUCAGGCUAACCCUCACGGCACUGGAUGGAGGGUCUCCACCCCGGUCAGGGACCACAGAGGUUCAGAUCCGGGUCUUGGACAGCAAUGACAACGCCCCCGAGUUUGCUCAGGAGCUUUAUGAGGCUCAAGUCGCCGAAAACGAAUCCCUCGGUUCUCUGGUUAUUACAGUCUCAGCGAGAGAUUUAGAUGCAGGAUCCUUCGGGGAGGUAACAUAUGCCCUAUUUCAAGUUGAUGACGUUAACCAACCCUUUGAAAUAAACACAAACACAGGAGAAAUUCGACUGAGAAAAACGUUGGAUUUUGAGGAAUUUCAGUCUUAUCACGUGGAUGUUGAGGCCACCGAUGGCGGGGGACUAUCAGGAAAAUGCUCUAUAGUCAUCAAGAUCCUGGACAUGAAUGACAAUGCCCCUGAAUUGACAAUGUCGUCACUCAUCAGCCCCAUCCCUGAAAACCUUCCAGAGAUGAUAGUGGCAGUUUUCAGUGUAUCAGAUGCAGAUUCUGGAAAUAACCAACAGGUUAUUUGUUCUAUAGAUGACAAUCUCCCCUUUCUUCUAAGACCAUCGGUGGAGAAUUUCUACACCUUGCUAACAGAAGGACCUCUGGACAGAGAGAGCCAGGCAGAGUACAACAUCACCAUCACCGUCACCGACUUGGGGACUCCCAGGCUGAAAACCCAGCACAACAUAACCGUGCUGGUCUCCGACGUCAACGACAACGCCCCGGCCUUCACCCAAACCUCCUACACCCUGUUCGUCCGCGAGAACAACAGCCCCGCCCUGUUAGAAUUCUUCAACAUCAUCUGUGUGGGAGAGAGCUAG
Messenger RNA from Hipposideros armiger (great roundleaf bat), 2008 nucleotides. RefSeq names its product protocadherin beta-6-like. Gene Ontology annotation, molecular function: calcium ion binding. The record is from RefSeq and is a predicted model, not a curated record. NCBI's taxonomy places the organism in Eukaryota, Metazoa, Chordata, Mammalia, Chiroptera, Hipposideridae. Gene Ontology annotation, cellular component: plasma membrane. Gene Ontology annotation, biological process: homophilic cell-cell adhesion. The transcript has 2 exons. Bases 572 to 2008 code for a protein of 478 amino acids.